AUGAAGGAAGAUAAGAGUGGAGUGGGGGGGAUGAGAGAAGACUUGAAGAUCACAAAAAUAAAGAAAUGGAAGACUCAAAUUGGCUCCCUCCUCAGGUCAACAAUGAUGGGCUGUGCUCCAAGUCCACAGUCAAUAUACCUAGAACUUGAUCACGACGAUCGAGAAUCUGCACUGGUUACUCUUCAUAAGAGAGUUCUUCCUGAACUUCCAGAUCCUCGUAAUCAACAACGUGCUCUGGAUCUCAAAGGUGAACAAAAUGAGACAAACACAAUUGAGGGAGAAAAUAUUGGUGAUGCAGUGGACCAUUUCUUGAAGACUAGGGUCUCUCUAUCCUUGUCCCGUAUUCUCCACGGGAGGCUUCUUUGCAAUGGCAACAGAGCAUAUCCAUUGCAUUGUGGGUGGGCAUUGACUGCAAGAGACGACAAUCCAUGUCGUCAUCGUCGGCUUGAGAAGCUUUACUUUCUCACUGCCUCUAGGGUUCCCUUCUCCAACCCUCCUCAUAUCAGCAAGUUUUGGACUUUCCCAGUGGUACAACUUUUCUUAACCUGCAUAUCUUCAUUAGCUAUAUAUGUAAUGGGUAAAUAUGCCAGCUAUGAAUUCAAAAGAAUGAAGGCGGUAGCUGAGCUGAAAAAGAAGGAAGAAUGAAAGCAUCAUGUAAUCGAAUUUUGAGUCAUAGAAAAGAGGGAAGUAAUGGGGUCCGAUUCAGAAUUUUCAAACUUAAAAUCAAGAGUUGAUGCAUUAGAGGUGGCCAUGCAGGAGAUCGAAUAUGAACUGAAGAAAAUGCCAAGUGUCACCAAAACAGACAAUGAGGAAGAACAUAAGAAGAGGUUGCACAUUUCAAAAUCAUAAUUAUUUCAUUUUUACUCUUAGAAAUAUCAAAAAAUUAAAAAGCUUAACCCAAACAAGACUUUUUAAUCUAAACUAAAAUAGUCAAAAAAGGUAAAAAAUAAAAAAAUCAACUCACUUCUCAAAACAAAGCUGGCCAUUAGAGUCUUUUGGUUAUUCAUUGCUACCUUUAAAGUAAAUUAAAUUGUGUUGCAAAUGCCUUAAUUAAUUGAGGUUGUGAUUAUGUUGAUUCUUAGCCUUCGCUCGGCAAGUUGGGUUGGGUUGGGUUGGGGGUUAUUUUAGCCACAAAAAGAUAGCAUUGACUUUUUAGCUUAAUAAAACAAAACAUCAUAUCCAAUCUAUAAUCAUUAUAUUUUUUUCUCUCAAAAAAG
Molecule: messenger RNA, 1217 nt
Organism: Camellia sinensis
Lineage: Eukaryota; Viridiplantae; Streptophyta; Magnoliopsida; Ericales; Theaceae
Source: RefSeq, a predicted model, not a curated record